This is a messenger RNA of Talpa occidentalis (Iberian mole), 2217 nucleotides long. It is a transcript of the gene TSTD3, whose product is annotated as thiosulfate sulfurtransferase like domain containing 3. The transcript is spliced from 4 exons. Bases 21 to 497 code for a protein of 158 amino acids. Lineage: Eukaryota; Metazoa; Chordata; Mammalia; Eulipotyphla; Talpidae. Gene Ontology annotation, cellular component: mitochondrion. Gene Ontology annotation, molecular function: thiosulfate-cyanide sulfurtransferase activity. The record is from RefSeq and is a predicted model, not a curated record.
GGCCCCGGCGCGGGCGGACGAUGGUGCUGUCGCAGCUGCUGCUCGAGAGUGCGCGCCGGGCGGUCCUCGGGUCCGCCGAGGCUGCGCUCUGGGGUCUGAAGUCAAUAAAGGGGAGCUGUCACAAUUUUUGUACUGCUUCUAAAGCUGUUACUUACACAGAACUUAAAAAACUAUUGAAGUCCAAAAAUACUAUCUUAAUUGAUGUUAGAGACGUACAGGAAGUUCUCGAGCAUGGAAAAAUCCCUGGCUCUGUCAAUAUACCAUUGAAUGAAUUAGAUAAAGCUCUACAGAUGAACCCAAAGGACUUCAAAGAGAAGUACAAUGAAGUAAAGCCAUCCAAAUCUGACAGUCUAGUGUUUUCUUGUUUAGCCGGAGUGAGAAGCAAGAAAGCUCUGGAUAAAGCAUUAUCUCUGGGCUUUAGCAGUGCUCGAAACUAUGCUGGAGGCUGGAAGGAAUGGGCAACCUAUGAAUUUCCAGAGAAGAAGGAAGGAAAAUGAAGUUUGGCAUACAAGCUGAUUGUGUGCACAGGCAGCCUAAGAUAGCAGAAUGAGCAAAAUAAUAAAUACAGUCCUCAAACCACUCGCUAAUGGGAAGAGGAUAUUGUCUAAGUCCAUUUAAAAUUUUUUUUUUCUCAUCUGUAAACUGUGAAUACCUUUAACUCCUUCCUGCCUACUUCCAAAGGCUAUUGAGGAUUGAGAUGAUGUAUGUGAUUUGCCAGUGGAUAUAUAAGGGUUGGGUGGGGUUCUGGGAAUUAAUUUAUAGUUUGGUACAGUUCAAUAGUCUUCCAAAAGACCAGGUUGCUUAUAUUACCUAUUUGUAAUGUGACAUUUGUAUUAGUAUGUCUUCUAUUUAUCAAAGAGCUGGAUUAGUAGAUUAAAAGACUUGAUCGUAAAAUCUUGAACUUAAAUUUUGUUCCCAAGAAUUCUGGAAUCCAGAAAAGUAACUCAAAUGUAAACUAUGAAAACACAUUAAUAGCAUCCAAAGCCUUACAGCAAUUUUGUGACCAGCGAGGUCAUGAUACAAUUCGUAACUUAAAAAAAUUAAUGAGGAGCCUCCCUGGUGGUGCAAGGGAUUAAGACAAUUUAUGAAGCUGUCCACAACCUCUGCAGCGAUCCCCCCAGCCAGCCAGAGAGCAACCAACAUGGCGCAGCAGACCUCUCGUGACUCGCCUGCUGCUCCUCACAGCAGUGUACUUUCGGUCAGUCUGCCUGUUCUGUUUCCUACCCUCUCUCUGGUGAAUCCACUCACCCCCUACCUCUGGCCUGUACCCCAGCUCUUGUAUGCAUAAAUAAAUCUUUGAAAAAAAAUUAACAUGAUCUAUGUGGAUAGAUAGCAGAACAGUAGUUGCUUCUAUGGAGGGAAGGAGAAUACCUGGAAAAGGUAAAGAGGGAAAUUUCUAGAGUGAUGAAAAUGUUCUAACUUUGGUGUUAGCACAUAAUUAAAUGUUUAUCAAAACUCACUGAAAUGAACUUUUUAAGAUUUAUUUAUUUAUUCUUAUAAUAGCUAGGGUACAAGCCAGAGAUGCGGGGGGGUGAGAGAAUUCACCAGAGACAGAGUGGGGAACAGAACAGGCAGAUUGAUAUACACUGCUGAGGGAAGCAGCGGGUGAGACAGGAGAGGUCUGCCUCGCCAUGUGGGUUGCUCCCUGGCUGGCUGGGGAUCGAACUUGUGCUGCAGAGGCAGUGGAUUGCUUCAUAGUGCGGUGCUUAACUCCUUGCACCAGCAGGUAGGCCCCUGAAAUGAACUCUUAAUAAUACACAUUUUACAAUUAAAAAUAAUGAAAAUAGAAAAAACUUUCAAAUGUAAAUACUCCUAAGGCAUGACUAUAUUGGAAUGUUAAAUGUUAUUGUUAGUAUGUUAGUGGACUGGUGAAGUUUUGCCUUUUCACACCCAUCUAUUUUUAAUUUCAUUUAUGUAGUCAUUCAGAUUAUGGAAGGUCUAGCAAGUAACUAUAAGAACUUGGUUUGUCAUAAACAAUUUAAGUCCUCAGUCUGGAGUAGGAAUGUGAUGUGAUCAUCUUGAACUUCUGUUUCUGAUGUCAGUCCGGUUUCUUGCAGACCAAACUCCCGGUAAGAAUUAUAAAAGCUCGGGCCUCCCCGGUGGCGCAGCGGUUGAGCGCUGGGUUGCGAAGCUGCCCGCAGCCACUGCAGCGCCGGUUCGAUCCCCGGCUGCUCCCCGGCCACCAGAGGAGGGUCCCACAUGGCGCGCAGACCUCUC